This is a messenger RNA of Podarcis muralis (Common wall lizard), 3664 nucleotides long. RefSeq names its product phosphofurin acidic cluster sorting protein 2 (gene PACS2). Gene Ontology annotation, molecular function: transmembrane transporter binding. The record is from RefSeq and is a predicted model, not a curated record. Gene Ontology annotation, biological process: protein localization to plasma membrane. NCBI's taxonomy places the organism in Eukaryota, Metazoa, Chordata, Lepidosauria, Squamata, Lacertidae.
GGCCAGGACCCGGCCAUGGCGGCCGAAGCGCGCGGGCGUCCGGGCAGCCCCCCGGGCGGGGUGGCGGCGGCGGCGGCGCCGGGCGGCCCGCUGCCCAUGAACCUGUUCGCGGCCUGGGAGGUGGACGGCUCCGGCCCCAGCUGCGUCCCCAGGUUGUGCAGCUUGACUUUGAAGAAACUGAUUGUAUUGAAAGAAUUGGAUAAAGAUCUCAUUUCUGUGGUAAUUGCAGUCAAAAUGCAGGGUUCAAAACGAAUAUUGCGGUCUCAUGAAAUUAUGCUGCAUUCUAGUGGGCACGUAGAAACAGAACUUGCGCUGAGCUUUUCCCUGCAGUAUCCUCAUUUCUUGAAAAGAGAAGGCAACAAACUUCAGAUCAUGCUUCAGAGGAGGAAACGGUAUAAAAACAGAACAAUUCUGGGUUACAAAACUUUGGCAAUGGGAUCUGUGAACAUGGUGGAGGUGUUGCAGCACCCAAAAGAAGGAGGCCAAGUUUUGAACCUUUUCAGCAGCAUCAAGGAAACUGCAGUCAAAGUAGCAGAGAUAUGGAUCUUCUCACUGUCCAGCCAACCAAUAGACCAAGAAGACAGUGCUAUACACAUGAGCCAGAAAAUCAAGUCUGCAGACAACUAUUCCGAAGAGGAAUAUGAAAGCUUCUCUUCAGAACAAGAAGCCAGUGAUGACGCAGUUCAGGGACAGGAUUUGGACGAUGAUGAGUAUGAGUUGGGGAAGCCAAAGAAGCAGUGGAGAUCGAUAGUAAGAACAGCAUCCAUAACCAGGCAGCAAAACUUCAAGCAAAAAGUAGUGGCCCUGUUGAGACGAUUUAAAGUAUCUGACGAGGUUUUGGAUUCUGAGCAGGAUCCCGCUGACCAUGUCCCAGAAGUAGAAGAAGACCUAGACCUUCUCUAUGAUACACUUGAUAUAGAAAACCCUAGUGACAGCGGCCCUGACAUGGAAGAUGAUGACAGCGUCCUCAGUACUCCUAAGCCAAAGCUAAAGCCUUACUUUGAAGGAAUGUCACAUUCAAGCUCUCAAGCAGAAAUUGGAAGCCUCCACAGCGUCAGAAACCAGAGAGAGCCACCCAGUCCUGUUGAAGUGCCUGAAGAGGACAAGAAUAUUGGAAGCAGACAACCAGCAGACAGCGUCUCUGACACCGUGUCUUAUGAAAAUAAACAACAAGAAGACGUAGAAACUGAACUGUCUCCCCUGGAUAGCUUCUUGGAAAAGGCUCCAAAAAGCGGCAGGAUGACAAAGACAGAAUCUCUCAUAAUUCCUUCCAGCAGAUCGGAAGCGAAGCACAUGGGACGCAGAGGCAGAAGCACAUCUCUGAAGGAAAGGCAGCCGGCGAAGCAGCAGAAUGAGAGAGCCAACAGCCUGGACAACGAACGCUCUCCAGGCACCAGGCAUCGCUUGCAGAUCCCUAGGAAAACUGUGUACGACCAGUUGAAUCACAUCUUGAUCUCAGAUGAUCAGCUGCCAGAAAAUAUCAUUCUGAUUAAUACCUCCGACUGGCAAGGACAGUUUCUUUCAGAUAUCUUGCAAAAGCAUGGCCUUCCAAUCGUCUGCACGUGCUCCUCUGCAGAUAUCCAGGCAGCUUUCAGCACCAUUGUCUCUAGAAUACAGAGAUACUGCAACUGCAAUUCUCAGCCUCCCAAUCCAAUUAAAAUUGCAAUUGCGGGAGCCCAGAAUUACCUCAGUGCUGUGCUGAGGCUCUUUGUAGAACAACUGUCUCACAAAACCCCAGACUGGCUCAGCUACAUGAGAUUUCUUAUCAUACCAGUAGGUUGUCACCCGGUGGCAAAGUAUCUGGGUUCCGUUGAUUGUCAGUAUAACUACUUCUUCCAAGAUUUGUCCUGGAAAGAUUUAUUUAACAGACUCGAAGCACAAAAUGCUGUCCAGGAAUCCCCUGAUAUUGUCUCCAGAAUAACUCAGUACCUGGUGGGAGCAAACUGUGCCCACCAGUUGCCCAUUGCAGAAGCCAUGUUGACAUACAAGCAGAAAAGGAAAAAGAACUUUCAUUUUGAAUUUAAUAUAAGCCCAGGUGAAGAAUCUGCUCAGAAGUUCAUCCCUUUUGUUGGAGUGGUAAAAGUUGGAAUAGUUGAACAGUCUUCUGCAACUUCAGGUGACUCGGAUGAUGCUGCUCCCUGCAGUUCAAGUGUCCUUUCCUCAACCCCACCUUCUGUGUCUCCUGCUCUGAAGGAAUCUUCUCCCACCCCACCCUCCUCCCCAUCGGUCACAGGCACCUUGGCUUCCUCCAGCUGUAGCCUUGGUAUGGAACUGAUGGGCCUUCAGGUGGAUUACUGGAUUGCAACUCAUCCUACGGAGAAGAAGAGAGACUCAGAAAAAAAGGACCCCUCUGCUGCCAAAAACACUCUGAAAUGCACUUUUCGGUCUCUCCAGGUCAGCCGGCUGCCUACGAGUGGGGAUGCCAUUUCCACUCCAACAAUGUCAAUGACGGUUGUCACAAAGGAAAAGAACAAAAAAGUGAUGUUUCUGCCUAAGAAAGUGAAAGACAAAGACUUUGAUUCUAAGAGUCAGUGCAUAGAGGGGAUCAGCCGGCUGAUUUGCACAGCGAAGCAUCAGCAGACUAUGUUGCAGGUGCUUAUUGAUGGAGUGGAGUGGAACGACGUGAAGUUCUUCCAGCUAGCAGCACAGUGGUCUUCCCAUGUCAAGCAUUUCCCCAUCUGCAUAUUUGGGCAUUCCAAAUCCUAACAGAGCAGGAAUUAUGGGACAGUUCUGCAAGCCACAACACAUGAGUACCAGCUGUUUGUGCUCUCUUACUUACGUGCUUGGAUAACAGCUCAGAUACGCUUCUGUUUGUUCUUCUGUUGUCUGCAAGGGAAGGAUAGUACUUAAAACCUCAGCAAUUCAAUAUUAAGUCUAGCCAGCCAUCUAAGAUACUUGCAAGAGCCCUUAAUAUUUUUUUAAAAACCCAAGAGUAACUUGCUUAUUAACGUAGAACCCAAUUAGAUGGAGAGUGGGAGCAUGCUUGUGAAAUUUUCCAAAUUCAGCUGGAGAGUAACUUCCAGGGUGCCCUUCCUUAGCACUCAUCCAGCCUCCCCCACCCAAAUUACUCCCUGCUUUCAAGACAACUUCUCCAUCUAGGACAUCUGAUCUACGCCUUUUUAUUGCCACUGCUUGUCACCAUGAUCAUUAUGAGUACCAGGAUUAAAAUCCCUGAUAGACCUAGGCAAUGCCAUUUUUCCCAAGGGAAAAGAGAGAGAAGGUGUGAGGGUGUGUGUGUCAGAUUUUCCUCACUUCCUCUUACCAGCAACACCCCCCUCCCCCAGUAGCAUCAGAAGGUCCACUUUCAUUGAAAGCAGGAGAAAUUUCAGAGGAAUGCUGGACUGAAUGGGUGGAAAGGAAGAAUUGGCGCAGCUUGGAAGCUAAAUAAUGAGUAUCAGAUUGGCUGAUAAAAUCAUCCAAGUUGCUUUUUAUUUCUGGGGAAAUCACUUGUAUCGCUUCUGAACCAAUCCAAUAUGAGGGUGCCCAUUUUGACAACUUCUUUGUGUUGAAAUAAAUGCUAACCCCUAAAUUUUACAUAGAAGCAAAAUUGUUGAAAUCAUUCUCUCCUUGUCCCAGAAUGGACAGCCUGCCACAAUUGAUUGCAAAUUGCUGCUCAUGCAAGUGACAGACCUUCUGACUGUGAUUAUGUAAUCUGAUCCCCCCC